Messenger RNA from Sorghum bicolor (sorghum), 1436 nucleotides. Its product is annotated as hydroxyethylthiazole kinase. The record is from RefSeq and is a predicted model, not a curated record. Lineage: Eukaryota; Viridiplantae; Streptophyta; Magnoliopsida; Poales; Poaceae. Gene Ontology annotation, biological process: thiamine biosynthetic process. Gene Ontology annotation, molecular function: hydroxyethylthiazole kinase activity; ATP binding; magnesium ion binding. The transcript is spliced from 2 exons. Bases 122 to 964 code for a protein of 280 amino acids.
CAGCUCCAAAUAAACUGCAGCGCCCGUUCAGCUCAUUCGUCUCCCGGAUUCCAACGCGUGUCCGUCCUUUACCCUCCCGAGAGGCGAAAGCAGAGUCCCCUUACCGCCGCCGGCCGCUGCCAUGGACGUUGGCGCGAAGGAGGAGAGGGAUCAGGCGUGGUGGGGCCAGCGUGCAUGGUCCCUCCUCUCCGCUGUCCGCGCACGGGCGCCGCUAGUGCAGUGCAUCACCAACCUCGUGUCCAUGGACAUCGCCGCCAACGUGCUGCUCGCCUCGGGCGCCUCGCCGGCCAUGGUCCACUCGCUCCGCGAGGUGCCCGACUUCACCCCGCGCUGCGCCGCCGUGUACAUCAACGUAGGUACGCUAUCCGAGGACUGGCUCCCUUCCAUGCGCGCCGCCGCCUGCGCCGGCCGCCCGUGGGUGCUCGACCCCGUCGCCGCCGCCGCCUCCGGGUUCCGGAUGGAAGCCUGCCUCGAGCUCCUCUCGCUCUGCCCAGCAGUCGUCAGGGGGAACGCCUCUGAGAUUCUCGCGCUCGCCUCCCGCUCAGCCGCCGCCUCCUCUUCCAAUUUCAAGGGUGUGGACAGUUCACAUGGCUCUGUGGAUGCUAUUGAAGCUGCAAAAGCAUUGGCAUUGUCCAGCAGCACUGUAGUUGUGGUAUCCGGAGCUGUUGAUUUCAUCACUGAUGGGAAGCAGGUUGUCAGCGUGAGCAACGGUGUGCCGAUGAUGCAGAAGAUCACCGCAACAGGGUGCGCUGUGACUGCUCUUAUUGCUGCAUUUGUCUCCAUGGAACCUUCGGAUGCCAUAGUUGCAGCAGCAUGCGCUCUUUCCAUCUUUGGUCUGGCGGGAGAGAUUGGGAUGGAGUCAGCCAAGGGGCCUGCCUCUCUUAGGAUGCACCUCAUCGACGCUCUCUACUACCUUGAUGAAGAAAUGGUCACCUCUCGAGUUAGGAUUUCCUUGCGACCAUGAUCCUGUGUGAUGGCUAUGUUUUUCAGGUAAAUACGGAGUUUGGAAUAAUGUAAAGGCUGAGUUCACUUUCUGAAAUGUCUUGAUAACCAUGAUACGAGGCAGAUCAGUGAUUGCCCAACCAUGAAAAUCGACUGUACGAAAUACCUAGGAUUGAUGCCCAAAUUUUGUGCCUGAAUUGUCAGCUGCACAGACUUAGUAGAAUACAGAAAAAUGAGGAACUUGUUCUUGAUCAGUUUAGAGUGAAGAUAUGGAGGCACGAUGGAGUAAUACACAUCAUUGGAUGUGUGUUUUACAUGGUGAUGUAGUGAUAAAGAGAGCUACUGUCAAGAAGACACAUGUGAUGCAUGUGACUCCAAAUGUUGAGAUGGCCGAGUUGGUCUAAGGCGCCAGAUUAAGGUUCUGGUCCGAAAGGGCGUGGGUUCAAAUCCCACUCUCAACAUAUUUUUUUAAUUUUCUAUUUGUUUUUAAAUUU